AUGGCAAGUGUCAUGUCAAAUAAUAAUAGCGACAAUAAUGCCAGUUAUAUGUUUACGAACCCCUUGUCCAGUACAGGAGGUGGUCUCAUAAAUGAAAUAAAAGAUGCAAUAAAUGAAAUGGAACAAUUAAAGGUUUUAGAAUUAAAGCAAAUAUGCAAAUCUUUGGAUUUAGCGAUAACAGGCAAAAAAGCUGUCUUGCAAGACCGAAUAAAACAAUUUUUGAGGAAAUCCUGUGAUAUUGGACAUAUAGAUCCGUGGAGGCCCAAGGCUAUAAAGAUUCUUAUUGCAAAAGUAAAGAUAAACUCAUCGUUACCCAAAUACUCUACCCUCUGGGAAACUUUGAAGACGGGUGCGUUCAAGCAUCCUGUAGCAUCAGGCCAACUACCCGUGACAGCUCUCCAAGGUACUGUGUUACGGCCUCUUUCCCAACAACAAGCUUUAGCAUAUUCCUUUACCUCACCGUUUUACAAGCCCAUAGUACAAAUACCGGAUGCCAAUAAGAAGCUGAAGCAAUCUGCAGGAAGGGGUUGCACAAAGAUGAAAUUCAAAGUAAGCAAAUCUAAUCAUGAUCUUUUGAAAUCUAACAAGAGUUAUAAAUUAUAUUUGUUUUCCGGAUUUUCAAUACCGUUUAUAUAUGAAACUGUGGGUCAUGAGGCAAUAGAUUUCCCAUAUCCCUGUGAACUAGUGUUUAAUGGCACUAAGUUAGAGGACAAUGUGAAAGGUUUAAAGAAACAAAAUGGGACAGGCAAUCCCGCAAAUUUGACGCCUUACCUUAGAUCGCCAAUAGAGAUGAAUCAACUAGACUUGCAUUAUCUCAAUAUCGAUAAGGAGUAUUCUAUAAGUUGCUUUAUAGUGGAAGUUUUUUCACCUGAACUUCUUCUGGAAAACAUUCUUAAAAGGCCUAAAAUUAUUAAGCAAGCCACCAUAGCAUACAUCAAAAGAACCUUGAAUGAGCAAGAUGAUGAAGAUAUUAUAACCACUUCCACGGUGUUGACUUUGCAGUGUCCCAUAUCGUGUACAAGAAUGAAGUAUCCGGCGAAGACCGAACAAUGCAAGCAUAUCCAAUGUUUUGAUGCUCUCUGGUUUCUUCACUCCCAGUCACAAGUCCCUACAUGGCAGUGUCCAAUUUGCCAACACUCUAUAAAAUUCGAUCAGUUGAAGAUUUCCGAAUUUGUCAACAGCAUUAUCCAAGGUUGCAAAGAAGAUGUUGAACAAGUUGAGAUAUCUGUUGACGGCUCAUGGAAACCAAUUCAUGAAAGUUCAGCGGUUAUUACGGAUGAUGUUAACCAAAACCAUAGUGUGAAAAGCGAGAACCAGGGUACCGUCAAACAAGAGCAAGAUUACGACAGCAGAAACGCCUUCGACAUCAAUUUGCAUGAUGGCUCGAACCACAACGAACCCGAAAUAAUUUCUCUGGAUAGCUCAGAUGAUGAAGUCUUUGUGCCGGUUGGUAAAAACUUCACAACGAAUGAGAACCCUCAUACUGAACAAUUAAGGGCAGACGUAUUUCCCUCAGAAUCAGAAGGAUCCAGUGACUACAACCCCAAUCAUACAUCAACACCGAAAGGUUCUCCUACUAUGGACCAAAACCAGUAUCAAGAUGAUUUUCAGAUGAGAUCAUUCUUGAAUCAAGGUAUGAAUACAAAUAUAAAUGACACACCUACAAACAAUAGCAGUAUUAACUCUUUUGUUACAGCGACAAAUGGUGACAGCAGAAUAUUCUACAACAGAGGGCCAUCAACGCCGUUAUUACCAACUGCUCUACAAAAUUUGACUAAUCAAACAGAAGCGCAGAGGAAUCUGUACGGAUCAAAUUACAAUAAUACAGCACAUGAUCAUAAUAUUUUGGGAAUAGAAGGUGAUUUGCCUCCAAUCCCCCAUGUGGACGCAAAUUCAGAAGCAGAAACUGAAGUACCGACAAGGGUCAUAUCAGCGGCACAACUCCCUCCAUACAUACACGUGAGCACCAGUGGUCAUGGCGAUGAUGGAAAAAUUAGAAAGAGAAGGCAUUCUAAUGUUUCCAUUUACAUUCCGAAGAAUCCGUAUGCCACGCUUAUGAAACGGAGACCACAAGCAAAUCAUGCCAUAAUGAAUAAAACACUGGCACAACCUAAUGACUUUAACGCACCGACUCAAGAUAACUCAGAAGUGGUUGAUUUAACAUCAGACUGA
Molecule: messenger RNA, 2172 nt
Organism: Saccharomyces paradoxus
Lineage: Eukaryota; Fungi; Ascomycota; Saccharomycetes; Saccharomycetales; Saccharomycetaceae
Gene: NFI1
Product: SUMO ligase NFI1
Exons: 1
Coding region: 1-2172 (723 amino acids)
Biological process (GO): protein sumoylation
Molecular function (GO): SUMO ligase activity; zinc ion binding
Source: RefSeq, a predicted model, not a curated record